CGCGCGCGUGUUCUGCCAGCUGUUGCUCAUUUGCCUCGCUCAAAUUGCACUUUUUGUUUACCUCGCUCGAAACCAAUUUAGUUUGAUUAAAAAAAUGUCCACCAAUGCUGCGAUAGAACUGGCCCUGGAUCGGGUGGACUGGCGCGACCUGGCCGCGCACGCGGAUCACUUACCAACGGUCUACACACCCGGCGAAGUGCUGAUGCCGGAGGCGGGAUUCAUGCGUGGCCAUGGAACCUUCGUGGAGGACGAGAACAUCAAGGCCUCGGUGGCUGGCGUGAUCCAGAAGGUCAACAAGUUGAUUUCGGUGCGUCCGCUGAAGAGUCGCUAUGUGGGCGAGAUCGGCGAUGUGGUGGUGGCUCGCGUCUGCGAGGUCCAACAGAAGCGCUGGCGCGUGGACACCAAUUCCCGGCUGGAUUCCGUCCUGCUCCUCUCCUCGGUCAAUCUGCCGGGCGGCGAACUGAGGCGCAGAUCCGCCGAGGACGAGCAGAUGAUGCGACGCUAUCUGGACGAAGGGGAUCUCAUCUCUGCGGAGGUUCAGAACAUCUUCGAGGAGGGUACUCUCUCCCUGUACACGCGCAGUUUAAAGUACGGCAAGCUGUCGCAGGGCAUCCUAGUCAAGGUUUUCCCCGCCCUCGUCAAGCGGCGAAAGAUGCACUUCCACAAUCUUCCCUGCGGCGCCUCCGUGAUCCUGGGCAACAAUGGCUACAUCUGGAUAUCGCCCACCAAGGGUCAGGAGCAAGAGGGCGGCGAGGGAGGAUUCGCUCUCAAUUUGAACGAGCAUAUUCCUCGCGGUGAUCGGGAAGUGAUUGCCCGGCUGAGGAACUCCGUCCUGGCGCUGGCCAAGUGCAAGCUGAUGAUCUACGACACUAGCAUUCAGUACGCCUACGAGGAGUCCCUCAAGUACGAGGCCCACGAGCUGCUCCAACAGAAUGUCAUCUAUGACAUCGGCGAACAAACGCAGGCUCGCCUGAGAGACGCCGAUGAUUAGUCUGGGAUUUAUAUAUGAAUAAGAUAAAUAAAUAUAGCCUUUUCUUUUUCGAAAAUAUUAGGUAAUUUAUGUUUUAAGAAUCAUUUUGGGGUGAAUUGUUUUGUAAAAUAGACCCUUAAUGAAAAUCGUUACUUUUGACGAUGGUCUUAAAUUCAUAACACAUUAAAAACUC
Drosophila subpulchrella is the source of this 1163-nucleotide messenger RNA. It is a transcript of the gene Rrp4, whose product is annotated as exosome complex component RRP4. The record is from RefSeq and is a predicted model, not a curated record. Gene Ontology annotation, biological process: nuclear polyadenylation-dependent rRNA catabolic process; exonucleolytic trimming to generate mature 3'-end of 5.8S rRNA from tricistronic rRNA transcript (SSU-rRNA, 5.8S rRNA, LSU-rRNA); CUT catabolic process. Gene Ontology annotation, molecular function: RNA binding. NCBI's taxonomy places the organism in Eukaryota, Metazoa, Arthropoda, Insecta, Diptera, Drosophilidae. The coding region runs from base 95 to 991 and encodes 298 amino acids. The transcript has 2 exons. Gene Ontology annotation, cellular component: cytoplasmic exosome (RNase complex); nuclear exosome (RNase complex).